AUGACUCAAAACAACUCCAAACAGUCCGAACUCCCGGUGAAAAAGAACGCCUUUGUGCACAAACUUUACGAUAUGCUCAGCAACAAGCUGAUUGCCCAUUUGAUCUGGUGGGCCGACACGCCGGAAGCCAACACCUUCUUACUUUGCCCGAAUAAGGAGUUUGCCGAGGCUUUGAGUAGUUAUUUCAAACACGAAAACGUCGCCAGUUUUGUGCGCCAGUUGCACAUGUACGGCUUUCACAAGGUUAGUGAUCCUACCCCGGGCGCCGAUAAAGGCUCCGCCAUAUGGGAGUUCCGCCAUUCCUCAGGCCGCUUUCGCAAAAACGACGAAGGCUCCCUUGUUUUCAUCAAGAGACGCCUGCAGCUGAGCUCGCUGUCGCAAGCCGAACCGCCAGUUCCGAACAAUGCCACCAGCCAUCCGAAUGGUCAUCCCCAUUACGAAGUGAAUCACUUGCCUCCAAAUGCACAUGGACAAUACCUUUAUAACCCAAACGGGUACCAACAAUACGCUGUACAAUAUUACCCUAUGGGCGCAGAGGCCCAGUUUGGUAGACCAAUGCUGAUCCACCCACAACUGAACCCUGCUAUCUAUCCUGGCCAGCCUGGCUCUAUGGCCAGACAGCUACCUUCUUCACCCUACCCAGGUUAUGCAUUUUAUCCUCCACCUGGCAUGGUGCAGUUUCCUGUGCCGUCAGCCACGGGACACCAGCUCUUGCCUCAUCAACUGCCGCAAGGCCAGCAACCGGGUUUUUCCUCUGGCCCGACAAAUGUUGGACCCCCACUGCAGAUCAUGUUGCCUGGCGCGUCUUUGUAUCAACAACAUUACGCCAACCAAGGCGCCAUGACUGCAAACCAUGUAUUUGCACAACACCAACCAUCACCGCCACAGGAGCAGCAGCAGCAGCAGCAGCAACAGCAGCUCCAUCAACAACAACUCCAUCAACAGCAACUCCAGCAACAGCAACUCCAGCAGCGCAGUCGUGAUCCUCCCCCGAUUUUGGCACCCAUUGGCAAUGGCAAUAGUAUUAAGACCGUCUCUGGUGCUGCAGAGCAGAGCCCGACAACAACGAAUUUGGAUGCUGCUGCGUCCGAUAGUGCUUGUCCUGUAAAAUAUGAAAGUCCAAGUGCAAAUCCUCCAUCACUUGCGAGACCGCUUGUAAGAGAUCAAUCGCAGUCCGAUUCUCUAUCACAAGCGUCUUUAUUGUCUGUUUCGAGCCGCCAGAGUUUGGAUCAGGAUAACUCUUCCACACAAUCGUACGAGGAUAGAGCGCAAAUGAAUCGGGAACAAAACAGAAUGCCGUCAUUGACGUCAAGACCAAGUUCUAAUGGAAAACAAACCGAACUGCUGCUGGAAUCGGCUACUCCUAUCAGUUAUAUGCUUAAUCCUCCUCGUGACGUGAAGACCGGAGAAAGUUUCAGCACGAGACCACUUGACCCCCGUCCAGCAAUGAUGAAGGACAGCUUGAAACUCGAGUCGCCCAAGAUGCUAAUGAAACAGGUUCCCUUACCUCCGAUCUCGGAAAACAUGUUUCAAAGAGCGCCAACAAUGUACUCAGCCCCACAGGCAGAUAUCAGCGUCAGCUCUGACACGCUGGCAUCACGAAUAAUUCACCCGUUUAAUUCUUCAGAACCAAGCUCUUCUAUUUCGAUGCUGUUUCCAUCGGAUGCCCAGAUCCCCAGACUGCCCGGACAUAAGCAUGAUUCCACAGGAGUAAAUACUUCUGCCAUUGUUCCCACGACUUCCCUGACUUCGCUGCCCCUCGUAUCGCAACCUCACAUUCCAACACCAAGGAUGUUUCAGGGCAAAGGGGUAGCCGUUCAGCUACUCAAUGAUGACCAACCUCCAGAAAGCGGAGCCGCUGACUUGCAGACCUCGCAGGGAGCAAACAACUCCUCUGAGAGUUUGAAAAAAACAAAAGAGGAGGAAAUCCAAGGUGUGUCCAAAAGCUCCGAUGAACACGCUAAAAGCGAAACAGCACGAGUCAGAGUUGCCAAGGUCGAGCAUCUUCUCGAUGAUGAUGAUUCUGAGUACCGCAAGAAACAACGGUGCGACGACAAGAAUGCUGAUUGA
Messenger RNA from Australozyma saopauloensis, 2070 nucleotides. RefSeq names its product Sfl2p (gene SFL2). Lineage: Eukaryota; Fungi; Ascomycota; Pichiomycetes; Serinales; Metschnikowiaceae. The transcript has a single exon. Gene Ontology annotation, molecular function: sequence-specific DNA binding; DNA-binding transcription factor activity. Bases 1 to 2070 code for a protein of 689 amino acids. The record is from RefSeq and is a predicted model, not a curated record. Gene Ontology annotation, biological process: regulation of DNA-templated transcription.